Arachis stenosperma is the source of this 3438-nucleotide messenger RNA. Its product is annotated as cation/calcium exchanger 4-like. The transcript has 4 exons. Gene Ontology annotation, biological process: transmembrane transport; monoatomic cation transport. NCBI's taxonomy places the organism in Eukaryota, Viridiplantae, Streptophyta, Magnoliopsida, Fabales, Fabaceae. The coding region runs from base 1062 to 3032 and encodes 656 amino acids. Gene Ontology annotation, molecular function: monoatomic cation transmembrane transporter activity. The record is from RefSeq and is a predicted model, not a curated record. Gene Ontology annotation, cellular component: membrane.
AACAUUGUGCUUUUCUUCAUCAUCCCAACUACUUAUUCAUCUUCCUCCUCCUCCUUCAAACCAAAACAUUGUGCUUUUCUUCUUCCUGCCGCGCUCCCCACUCCGCACCCAUUGACAAGCAGUGAGAGGCAGACCAUCUCCGCCCCACAAUUCCCGACGACCACACCACCACCAUCACAGCUCUGCCCCCGACCACCAGUCCCAGCCGGAGUGAUACCGGAGGAUUUCACGAACCCCAAGGACUACCUCAACUGCCAGACAAGUUAAAUGUCACCGACAGGCUCCAAUUUUUUCCCUCUUUGAGCAGCCAAGUUUGAUGCGGUGGAAGCGCCUCGAUCCGCGAUUCCACGCGCUUGGACGGCGAUUCUACUAUUCCCUGCCUCAUCCGACGCCGGAAGCGUGAACUGAGACGAAUAACUUUUCCUGAAGCGUAGAAACGUCCGAUUCCACGCGGGAGAACGCGAUUUUCGCUACCUUAAUUAUUACCCAAUCAUACCCUAACCUACAGCUCUACAAUCUGCGAUUCUAGGGUUCCUCUCCCGUUCUUGUGCUUAGGUUGCUCUGGUGCUGCGGGCGUUGCCUCUUUUGCCGCCGUCGCCCCCUCUCGUCAAUUUGCUUUUGGGCCGCCGUGGCGCCUCCUCUCGUGCAUGUGCUUCUGCUUUCCUCUGCUCCGGCGGCCUGCUUCUUCCUUCUGCUCCGCCGUAUUUCUCUAUUACAGAUGCUUACAAUGGAGGCUUGGAUGUUUCUGAUGUCCUGUUGUAUGCAGUUGUCCUUCCAUCUACAGUGCUGCAGACCAGAUCUAUUACAUCUAUUCUCUAGAUAAUUGUAGCAGGGAGACCUUCCUAGAAAAGGAUGCUGAUUUAAGUCAAGAUGACCUUGGCAGAUGAAGGUGUUGCGUCUCGGAUCUGCACUUAGAAAACCCUUGCAUCCAAGGGUCAAGUGGUUAGUCACCAUCCUGCUGGUGGAUUUAUUUCAAUUUUAAUAAGGCUGUUUUCAUAUUGGAGCUGAUACCACGCUGUGAGUGAUCUUAGUAAUUUUGGGAGGUGGUAAGAAGAUUGGUAAUGAAGAAGUUGAGUGGCUUAUUUGGUGCAAGAAGCAGAAAGCUUCGUAGGGUUUUCAAUGGCCUUUGUGCGGUGGUUGUGUUUUUCUUUUUUUACAACCGAGAAGAUAUUCUUCAUAACCCGCUUCUUAGGCAAUCUGCAAAUUUGGCAAAACACCACCUGCCUCCGAAUUCAAUAUUGAGAUAUAGGUAUUCUCACACUGGGGUUACUCACCGUAGAAUGGUUGAAAUUAGCCUCAAUAGUUCAAGUAUAAUUAGUGAGCCUUCAGACACAGAUUUGCCUGCAGCUACGCCAGGAAUGUGUAAUGGGUUGCGAAAUCAUGCUGGUUAUGCCAACCAUUGUGAUUACCUAAAGGCCAAUCCGCAGUGUUCUUCGGAUGGAUAUCUUGAUUACCUGAGGUUUUUCUAUUGCACAUGUGGCAGUGUCAGAGUUCUUGGUUAUCUAGUAUUGGGCGUGUGGCUUGCUGCUUUGUUUUAUCUUUUAGGUAACACUGCGGCUGACUACUUUUGCCCUUCUCUUGAGCAUCUCUCAAGGCUCUUGAAAUUGCCCCCGACUGUGGCUGGGGUCGUGCUGCUUCCGCUUGGUAAUGGUGCACCUGAUGUGUUUUCCAGUAUAGCAUCCUUUGUGGGUACUGAAACAGGUGAAGUAGGUCUUAACAGCGUGUUAGGUGGAGCUCUAUUUGUUACCUGUGUUGUUGUUGGAGCUGUUUCUCUGUGUGUUUCAGAUAAGGAGAGUCAAGUUGAUCGCAGAUGCUUUAUAAGGGAUGUUAGUUUCUUUCUAAUCACUCUUAUCUCGCUGCUAGUGAUUUUGGUUGUAGGUAAGGUGAGCGUUGGAGCAGCCAUUGCUUUUGUGUCGAUUUAUGUUGUUUAUGCAUUCAUUGUUGCUGCCAAUGAGAUAUUACGUAAACAUGCACAUAGUUUGAAAUUGGAUGUUGUCACGCCGUUGCUUCCUGUCCAGGGAAGCAUCUUCUCUAUGGGAUCUGAAGAGGAUACUUCUGUCUAUAGCCCUUUCCUUGACUUAGACACUGAGAGUGAUCCACCCCGGUUACCUCCUUCCUUGCCUCAAUGGAUGUGGUCUUCAAACGUGGCAAUAUAUUCAAACCAAGCAAAUAAAAUUCAUAUGUUAGAUGAUGAAAGGCCGCCUUGGGGAUGGAGUGAUCAACCCACUGAAAACAACAGGUCGUUCUCUGUUAUGAAACUUCUUUUGCUGCUGGAGGUGCCAUUGGCAAUUCCUAGACAGCUUACAAUUCCGAUGGUCAAUGAUGAAGUCUGGUCUAAGCCAUAUGCUGUGGCCUGUGCUACAUUGGCUCCCAUUCUCCUAGCCUUCUUGUGGAGCACACAAGAUAGUGUGAGUUCUUUGAGUGCAAUACUAUCUUUUUGUAUUAGUAUUGCAAUUGGAUGCACCCUUGGUAUUCUGUCAUAUAAAUAUACAAGGCCUGAUCAUCCACCACGUAGGUAUCUGAUUCCUUGGGUUCUUGGAGGAUUCCUCAUGAGCAUAGUGUGGUUCUACAUAAUUGCAAAUGAGCUUGUGGCUCUAUUGGUUGCAUUUGGUAUAAUUUUUGGAAUUAAUCCAUCCAUCCUUGGAUUAACCGUAUUAGCAUGGGGAAAUUCUAUGGGUGAUUUGAUGUCAAAUGUUGCAUUAGCAUUGGAUGGAGAAGACGGAGUUCAGAUAGCCGUAUCUGGGUGCUAUGCAGGUCCUAUGUUCAACACACUUGUUGGUUUGGGGAUCUCGUUGCUUCUCGGGGCAUGGUCAAAGAAACCUGCAUUGUUCGUGGUGCCGGAAGACAGUACCUUAUUUUACACACUGGGAUUUCUUAUCGCUGGACUGCUAUGGGCGCUUGUUGUUUUACCUCGCAACAAUAUGCAUCCUAAUCGAGUGCUAGGAAUUGGUCUCAUCGGCCUUUAUUUGGUGUUUCUUUCGUUCAGGGUGUGCACUUCCAUGGGCCUCAUAACAGUUGCUGGUUCAAGUUGAACUCUCACAUUUGAACGAUGUUGCCGCCAAUAUAGGUGGUUUGAGCAUCCCUUUGAGCCUUGAUGCAAUCUGCUAUGAUUUCUGUCCUGCAUCUGAUAGGGCCCUCAAAACUUAAGGAAUAUAUAAAUUGGUAGUCAUAUGGCAGGAAUAAGUUGCAGCCCCAAUUGAAGGCCAUUGUUGUAUAUGGAAAACACUAUUAUGUAGUCAUCAGGCGAAUUAGAAGUAGGUAGAGUCUAUUUGCAUUUACUGGGAAAAAGAAAUGUACAUCAUUUAAUGGAACCGCGUACUGCACAGAAUAGAAUAAUAAUGACUCUGUUCGGGGCAUUUGGCAUUUCGUAUGCUUAAGAAAUCUGGUAUUAGAUUAUGUGAUAAAUAACUUAAAAAUAGAACAUCUUUCGGAAUUUUA